AUGGCGCAGGCCCAGAGUCAAGAAGCACCUGAUCUCAGCACCCCAAACCGCUACAUCACGGACCAUGAUGCCAAGGGUCUGUCCGUGUUCAACACCAGCAUCCCUGACCUCCUCCCCGCCCAGAUCGUGGGGGGCAAGUCCAAGUUCCAUCUUGGCUAUGCUGUCGACAAAAUCCCCGCGGACUUCACAGGCCAGUCCGACAUCACCACUUACUCGUCAUUCCUGUCCAACCCCCCUGGAAUCUUCCUCCCCGGCGGCAGCGUCCUACGUAUUGUAGAUAUGAAGCCAGGAGGCGAGAGUCCCAUGCACAGAACCCAGAGUUUAGACUACGGUAUCCUGCUGGACGGUGAGGUCGAGCUUGUUCUGGAUUCUGGGGAGAGCAGGACUCUGAAGAGGAGCGAUGUGGCAAUCCAGAGGGGCACCAACCACCUGUGGAGGAACAACAGCCAGACGGAGUGGGCCCGCAUGCUGUUUGUUACGCUGGAGGCAAAGCCGACCGAGAUUGAUGGCAAGAUCCUUGGCGGAAUUGAGCAUUACGGGGUAGAGAACGCGAAGCCUUCUGGAAAUUGA
Diaporthe citri is the source of this 570-nucleotide messenger RNA. RefSeq lists its product as uncharacterized. Lineage: Eukaryota; Fungi; Ascomycota; Sordariomycetes; Diaporthales; Diaporthaceae. The transcript has a single exon. The coding region runs from base 1 to 570 and encodes 189 amino acids. The record is from RefSeq and is a predicted model, not a curated record.